CUCCCAAUGACACGAGCGCAACCUCUCUGAUCCAUGUCCAGAUCCACCUCGACUUGAUCAGGAGCUGGAGGAUUGCAUAUAAUAUUGUGCAUGUUUUGGGGAGCGUUUUUGCUGUAUUACUUCAGCACUUGUGACUUCACGGGCAGAGUUCUUAUCUCCGCAUCUGAGCACAGGGCAGUGUUGACAGUGGGACAGCAUGAGACAGUUCACGGAUCAUGCAAGCGUGGAGCUUUUUACAGAAAAAUACGUUUUGAUUACUUACUUCUGAAUACAAGAAAGAUGUGGAGCAGGAUACCACUCUCAGUAUUAGCUGUUUUCUUACUUGAGGCGUGCCAGUGUGAGGAUGCUUGGCUCACAGAGGAGCCCCCAUCGCAAGAGCAGCAGCAGAUGCAGACCAACUUCACGGACAUCUCUGCCAUCUUGGGGAAAACUCGGCACCAGAUCCUGGCUGCUCAGUUUGAGUGCUACCUGAAGAUAAUCCACGACCCCCCGUACACGGAACAAGGUACACACUGUAACCGCACGUGGGAUGGAUGGCUUUGCUGGGGGGACACUGCUCCUGGGACAGUCAUGCAGAUGUGCCCUGAGUACUUCCACGAUUUUGACCCUGGAGAGAAGGCUACCAAGGUGUGUAACCCUGAUGGACAGUGGUUCCAUCAUCCAGAGAGCAACCGGAUAUGGACAAACUACACCCAGUGUCAGGUCUACACCAAAGACAAACUCAAGUUUGCCAUCAGCCUGUACUACUUGGCCAUGGUUGGUCAUGCACUCUCCAUAGUCUCCCUCAUUAUAUGCCUUGUAAUCUUCUCCUACUUCAAAAGUUUGAGCUGCCAGAGGAUUUCUCUCCAUAAGAAUAUGUUUAUGUCAUUCAUUCUCAACUCCAUAGUGACCAUCAUGUGGCUCUCGCUGACUGUGGCCAACAACCAGGCUAUAACUGCAAGCAACCCAGUGAGCUGUAAGGUCCUGGCUAUGCUGACCCAGUACACAUCCACCUCUAACUACUUCUGGAUGCUGUGUGAGGGCAUCUACCUCCACACGCUCAUCAUCGUAGCUGUAUUUGUGGGAGAACAGCAGCUCUUCUGGUACUACGUCCUGGGGUGGGGCUUUCCAGUUGUUCCAGCUAUUAUCUACGCCGUGGCACGUGGACUGUUUUAUGACGACAAGUGUUGGAUUAGCUCUCACACACUCCUCUACAUCAUUCAUGGACCUAUUCAAGCUGCUCUGCUUGUGAACUUAUUCUUCCUGCUGAACAUUGUGCGGGUCCUGAUCACUAAACUAAAGGAGACUCACUGUGCAGAGUCCACAGCGUACAUGAAAGCGGUCAGAGCCACCCUCAUCCUGAUUCCACUGCUGGGAGUGCAGUUCAUCCUGUUCCCAUGGAGACCUGAGGGACGCAUCAGCCGUGCCAUCUACGACUUUUUUGUCAAUAUUUUUAGUCAUUUCCAGGGACUGCUGGUAGCCAUUAUCUUUUGCUUCUGCAAUGGAGAGGCCCAGACAGCUGUGCGGAGGAAGUGGGCCCAGUGGAAGACUGCAUGGGGUAAAACAGGCUGGGGAGUCACACCCAUCACCAACAACUCCCAUUUUAACUACCACACCAACUCCUCCAUCACAGAGACCAGCCGUGCCACCCUUACCCUGGAGCACCCUGCUGUCGACCACCACGGUCCCUCUCUGUCAUUAGUGCACCACAAACCAACCAGUGAGCAAGAGCACAAACCUGCCUACAGCAACGGAGACGUGGACAACCUCAACAGGCUGCAAACCACCGACAUAUGACUAUAACAAGAACCUUAAGGAUAUGAAAAAAGUUACUUUACAUCAGUAUUUUUCUUAAAAACAUGUCAUUUGUUCAUUUACAUGUGAAUGUCAGCUUUUUCUCUGAGGAGUAAAAGAAAGUAUUUGUAGGUUUAUGUAGUUUUUUGGACAUGCAAAAGCACAUGAAUAAAGCAGAAACUUGUGAUGACAAAAAUGCAUGUAUCACCAACUUUUUUUCUGCCAUAUUGUUUGGUAGACACAUUGUUUUUGCUUAUGUUUUACUAGAAAAGGAAAAUUAUGUUUUUAAUAUUCUUAAUGUUUUUUUUGUGUUUUGUAAACAAAUGUAUAACCCAGCUAAUUGUUGUGAGGUGUUUUUUUCUGCUUCACUAUGACUUCUGAAUGUCAUAACCACUGUUACUGUUUUUCUUCAGGUGCCAAAUAGCGUGUGUGAAUUUGAUUUUGUUGCUUUUUAUAUAAUUACUGUUUUAUGUGUUUAAAAAACAAAACGGAUAACCUUUAUAUAUAAAUGGGCCUCUGACCAAAUCACCACUAUAUUUCACUUAGUGUCACUGUAUAAUAGACCUACUACCCUUAAAGUAAAAAGCACACCCCUGCUUGGCUGCACUGAGACACUGCACUUAAUUUCAGCUUAUUUUUAUCUUCAAAAAAGUUCAGUCUAAAGGUGUUCAAAUGUCCAUACCUUACCAUUGACCAAUGUGUAUAUGCUUUAUGCAUUAUUCAUGUUCUAAAAUGCUCAGACUGUGGGGAAACACAUUCCAUUUCAACAUUGUGAAUAACAACCAUUUGACUGUACAAAAUAAACAUUAGGUCAUUUGAGAA
Molecule: messenger RNA, 2595 nt
Organism: Boleophthalmus pectinirostris (great blue-spotted mudskipper)
Lineage: Eukaryota; Metazoa; Chordata; Actinopteri; Gobiiformes; Gobiidae
Product: calcitonin gene-related peptide type 1 receptor-like
Biological process (GO): adenylate cyclase-activating G protein-coupled receptor signaling pathway; angiogenesis; cell surface receptor signaling pathway
Cellular component (GO): plasma membrane
Molecular function (GO): calcitonin gene-related peptide receptor activity; calcitonin receptor activity; adrenomedullin receptor activity
Source: RefSeq, a predicted model, not a curated record